Molecule: messenger RNA, 1797 nt
Organism: Megalobrama amblycephala (Wuchang bream)
Lineage: Eukaryota; Metazoa; Chordata; Actinopteri; Cypriniformes; Xenocyprididae
Product: major histocompatibility complex class I-related gene protein-like
Exons: 7
Coding region: 71-1168 (365 amino acids)
Biological process (GO): immune response
Cellular component (GO): external side of plasma membrane
Source: RefSeq, a predicted model, not a curated record
ACCUUGUUACCUGACACAUACAGAAAAUGUCUGUAGAGAAAGAUGUGUUUUCACUAGCUUUGAGAACAACAUGAAGUUAUUAGUUUACCUGUGUGUGCUGCUGUCUUUUCAAACAGCUGUUUUUACAGGUUCUCACUCCUUGCGGCUUCUCGUAACUUACAUUGAAGGAGAGAUGCCAUUUCCUGCAUUUAAUGUUUUAUAUAUGUUGGAUGACAUCACAGUUGGAUAUUAUGAUUCAAAGACAAACAUCUAUGUUCCAAGAGGAAAUACUACAAAUGAGGAUGAGGAGGUUAAUUUUAUUCAUUAUGGUAUAACUGAAUUUAUGCGUCCUUUUAUUUCAGGAAGACUUACAGGAAAGUUUUAUAACAAAACAGAAGGUCCUGUAGUUUUACAGAUACUGACUCUGUGUGAAGUGUUGGACAAGGACAAACCCGGGCAAAUGAUCACUAAGACUGCUUUUGAAGGCUCUACUACAGAAGAAAUGUGUUUUAUUGAUGACAUAUUAACAUAUCAAAGCAUAGAAAAACCAUCAACACUACUUUUGGAGAUAUACAAAUGGCAUCAUGUAAAUAUACUUUACCCGCGCUGCACAACGAAUCUCAGGAGUUACCUUAAAAAGAGAGGAACUCAAGGGAAGAGGAGAGUGAAACCGCGAGUCAGACUCAUUCAGAAAUCAAACUCAGAUUCUGGAGGGUUUCGUGUGAGUUGUUUGGCGACAGGAUUUUACCCUCGUCACAUCAACCUGACCCUGUUCAGAGAUGGACAGCCUGUAUCUGAUCAUGAGAUCACUGGAGGAGAUCUGCUGCCCAAUGGUGACGGGACGUACCAGAUGAGGAAGAGUCUGGAGAUCAGUGCAGACAAACACAAAUACACCUGCUCUGCCACACACCUCAGUCUGGACAACAAACUGGACGUCACUUUGGAAUUUGAGCCUGGUGAACCAAUUAAAUCAGUGAUUCUCCCAGUGCUGAUAGUUUUGGUUCUGAUGUUGGUGUUUGGAACCGGAGUCCUCAUAUAUAAAUGCAGGAGGAGACGACCAGUUUUUUUUUAUUUCUUUGAUGUUCUAGCUUCAUCUAAAAGUGAUUAUUCUACUGCUUCUACAUCUGAAGAAAGUUAUGAAACAACACCAACACAUAAAACACAACAGGAGGCCCCAACAGAUGAGUGAAACAUCUUUGAACUAGUAAAUUAAUGAUCUACCAUAUGAUUUAAAGGUGCCCUAGAACCAGUUUUUACAAGAUGUAAUAUAAGCAGAGGUGGGUAGUAACGAAGUACAUUUACUUCGUUACAUGUACUUGAGUAGUUUUUUGGAAAAUUUGUACUUUUUAGAGUAGAUUAAAAUGUGGGUACUUUUACUUUAACUUGAGUACAUUUGUAAUGAAAAAUCUGUACUUUUACUUCGCUACAAUGGGCAACGUUCAUCUCGUUACUUUAUUUUAAUUCAAUACUGUAAAUGUUAAGAAAUGCGUAGUUUAUUCCAUGCGCGCUGUCUCUUUUUUCAUGAACGAUGCCCCAUUCACAAAUGAAUCACUCUUUUGAGUCGAUUCUGUUCAAAGACUUGAUCAAACAAGUUGGUAAAGCUGUCUAAAUUGAUUCGCAAAUCAGUUUGAAUGAUUUGUUCAGUUCCUGCAUGCGCUGAAUCAUUUGAAGCGGUUUCUCACUCGGAGCGGAUGAAGUGGCAGUGGACCUACAGUCAAUUAAAAGCAAAUCUGCAAAUGCAUCCAAUUGUUUGCCAGCGAUGACGAUCUUUAUUAGUUGAGCUGCGUAUGCUGUCUGUGAACAAUUCCACAGGUAACG